Trematosphaeria pertusa is the source of this 2295-nucleotide messenger RNA. RefSeq lists its product as uncharacterized. Gene Ontology annotation, cellular component: nucleus. Gene Ontology annotation, molecular function: DNA binding; zinc ion binding; DNA-binding transcription factor activity, RNA polymerase II-specific. NCBI's taxonomy places the organism in Eukaryota, Fungi, Ascomycota, Dothideomycetes, Pleosporales, Trematosphaeriaceae. The record is from RefSeq and is a predicted model, not a curated record. The coding region runs from base 110 to 2113 and encodes 667 amino acids. Gene Ontology annotation, biological process: DNA-templated transcription; regulation of DNA-templated transcription. The transcript is spliced from 5 exons.
GCUUAAGCGAUUAGUCAGAUCACGCCGGUCCGUGUUGGGGGCUGCAUACCUCGAUGUUUCUCUAUAAACCCCAUCCCUUGUUCCCUUCUUCUGAACCAAUACGUCGACGAUGCAGAGCACUGGUCGAAAGCGCGUCGUGUCCUCGUGCGUCCCUUGUUAUACAAGGAAACAGAAGUGCAACCGUCGCUACCCAUGCAACCACUGCGCUCGCCGGCGCCGUCCUGAGGAAUGUGCCUACCACUCGCAGGCACUGCAGGGGUCCAGGGCAUCGCUGGAGACGGAGGACCGUCGGAACGAAGACGUUCCCGCGGAGCCGGUUGCUGCCCAGCUCCAGUAUGGGAGCAGCAGCAGCGAGCCUGUCAGUGCGUUGUCGGACUGGAGCACGAGGCGCAACUCGGCGAUCAAUCAGGGAAGCGAGUCACUUGCCGAGCUCUUUGGGUAUUUUGAGGACAGCGAGUCCAAUACCAUGGCCCUGGUGCGCAAGUUGGGUCUGAGCCAAGAGGAGAUUCAUCAGCAUGCGAAGGACAGGCCUAUCCCGGCAGACACAUCCGAAGAGAUCCAGAAGAACAUUGCACGCAUGCCAGACCGCCAGAUAUUCGACUUUCUGGUCCAGUACUACGUGACCGAGGUCCACUGGAUAGAGCAGCUCGUGCACCCUCCAUGGUUCCUGGCACGAUACCAGCAAUGGUGGGGCUUAGGCCCGCUUUCGUCGAUAUUCGAUGUUGAAUUCGCAGUGCUCGUCCUCAGAAUAUGCUCCUACGCGGCGCAGUUUUUGCCCUCGCCAUCGUACACUAUCGACAGAAUCCGCGGUAUGUUUCUUGCGGACAUCCGGGAUGCAUGUGACGAUAUCGCCGAGCAACUGGCCGCCAUAUGCGUGCGGCUGGAUGCGAGGGGCUCCUUGCUGCGCGUGCAGCAUCUGGCUUUCACGGGACUGCGGGCGCAGUGCGAAGGACGAAUCAAUACCUUCUGGGAAGCGCUCAAUAGCGCCAUUCGAGUAGCGCAAAGAGUGGGCCUCCACAGAGGCCACGUGCCAUCCAUGCCCCCCAUGCACGGGCUUGAGACGGAAAUGCGACGUAGAGUCUUCUGCAACCUCUACAUAUGGGAUAGCACGCUCUCAAGACAGCUCGACCGCAUCCCCUUCCUCCCAUGUGCCUUGAGUCCCGAAGCACUCCCGUGCAUGCACCUCUCCCCUAAUAUCGACGACGAAGGCGCACCCGAAGGAUACUCCGAACGCCUGAUCCAGGCGCGUCUAGCGAAUUUCUGGCGGAGCUUCACCCCGCGACAAGGAACGGAAUACGACGCGACCGUAGCCGAGGAGCGAUAUGAAAAGUUCUGCACCGACUUCUUAACCACCUUACCACCCGUCUUCGCCCUCGAGCCCAGCGAGGAGUGGGACGCGCGCAUACAUACGCUUCCCCCGCAAAGGCAGAUCCUGCACAUGACCAUCUUCGACUCUCUCUGCUACAACUUUCGGCCCGUUCUGCUACGAGAGCAGAGCCAAGUGCAGAGCCUCCCCGCAUACAAGCAAGUCCUGCUGGCAUCGCAAAGGAAAGCCCUAGCAGUGGCGGCAUUGAAGGUCUUGGACGGCGUUUCGAGCCUGCACGCCAUGCUGGGCGGCUCGCACACACGCUUCGCGGGCAUCAUCUUCCCCACGUUCGAAGCCGCCGUGCUGCUUGUCGGCCUCUGCAUGGACGCGGAUUUCCCCGGCAGCGGCGAAAACUAUCCUCCGAGCACCACGCUCCGUAUCGAUCCUCUUGGUUCCGGCAAGGCCCAGCUGACGCGACACCGAUGCGCUCGGGCGGCGCACGGCGCGCUCACGCGGUUGCGAACGCUUGCAGAAGUCAGCAACAUGGCGAGUGUAGGCGCUCAGACGCUGGCCCGCCUCAUCGACAAGGUGCCAAACCUGCGUGUACCGAGUGCAGAGGAACGGAUACAGGCCGGCCCCGUUCAGAGGCCCACGCCGAGCAGCGAUGCGACGACACAGUGGCCCUCCUUCGAGCAUUCGGACCUAUCCGGCUUGAGCGAUUUCUUCCUCACACCGCCCCAGGAGCCAGAUGCCAACUGGGAGGUGCUCAUUGCCGGCUUGGAUUCGUCGCUGAAUAAACAGCAAUAGUGGCGGCGUGCGAAUUCAAAAAUCUGGGACUAAUCUUUUGCCCCUUAAUGAAAUAGCCUGACAUUUGCGUGGCUCUCUCUUUGCAGUAUUAUGACGACAUUGAUGGGGACCUCGCUUUGUUUCUUGGAACGACGCACAAAACGGAGUCCAGAAAUCCCUGAGAUGCAACUACGACGGUAGCU